This is a messenger RNA of Scatophagus argus, 2265 nucleotides long. RefSeq names its product WRN helicase interacting protein 1 (gene wrnip1). Gene Ontology annotation, molecular function: ATP hydrolysis activity; single-stranded DNA helicase activity; DNA binding. NCBI's taxonomy places the organism in Eukaryota, Metazoa, Chordata, Actinopteri, Scatophagidae. Gene Ontology annotation, biological process: DNA-templated DNA replication; regulation of DNA repair; DNA repair. Gene Ontology annotation, cellular component: nucleus. The transcript is spliced from 7 exons. The coding region runs from base 41 to 1861 and encodes 606 amino acids. The record is from RefSeq and is a predicted model, not a curated record.
GGUCACGUGAUUAAAGGUCAAACGUUUCGCGGGAAUCAAGAUGGCGAACGAGAUGACAGCCACAGCACCCGACUCGGUGCAGUGUCCCGUGUGUUUUAAAGAAUUUACAGCUGCGGAAAUUAACGGACACCUCGAUGUGUGUCUGCUCAAUAGCGUUACCGACAGCAGCCCGUCGACAACAGACGAAAGCGAACCUCCUUUAAAGAAAUCUCGCAUUCGUGCGGAAGCUGUACCACCCACUCCUACUGUCAACAAAACUGUGGCUGGCUCCUCCUCCAUGGCUAGCAAGCCGUCAUCUGCGGUAUUUUCUCUUUUUCAAACCAACAAGAGCAAAGUUUCAGUACAAAGUGAACGGAGUGGGUCAUUCUCAAGUAAACAAACAACUGUCACUGCUGCGAACAAGGGAAUUAAACGUAAUUUGCCAAGCGAAGCAGAACCUGGAUCAAUAAGUACCGAGAACCAACCCUCUGGAUCAAACAAACACACUUUGAAAUCAACAAAUGAUUUAUCGCCACAGACACUGCUGACCAUAAACAAGCCUUUGGCGGAUAUAUUGAGACCAGACACCCUGGAGGAAUAUUUUGGUCAAAGUAAAGUUGUAGGCCAGCAAACGCUCUUAAGGUCACUUCUGGACGCCCACGAAAUCCCAUCUGUGAUCCUGUGGGGACCGCCCGGAUGCGGGAAGACCACUCUGGCUCACAUAAUCGCCAGCAACAGUAAAAAGAAGGGAACAGCUCGUUUUGUCUCUCUGUCCGCCACCAGCGCGUCCACCAAUGACGUCCGAGAGGUGAUUAAACAAGCGCAGAAUGAGCUCCGACUGUGCAAGAGGAAGACCAUCCUGUUCAUUGAUGAAAUCCACCGCUUUAACAAAUCCCAACAGGACACCUUCCUUCCUCAUGUGGAGUGCGGGACGGUAACUCUGAUCGGGGCAACCACAGAAAAUCCCUCCUUCCAGGUGAAUUCUGCCCUGCUGAGCAGGUGCAGGGUGCUGGUUCUGGAGAAGCUCUCUGUGGACGCAAUGGCGUCGAUCCUUAACAGGGCAGUGGCCGCACUGGGGAUCAAGGUCCUAGGAGGAGAUGCAACAUAUCCCAAAGAUCAAGACCAAUCAGAUGCAUACGAGCCAAAGAUUUUCAUUGAACAAAAAGCUCUGGACACCAUAGCCUACCUUUGCGAUGGUGACGCAAGAACAGGACUCAAUAGUCUGCAGCUGGCUGUUCAGGCUCAGGUGAACUUGGCCCGGACCGCCUCGUUAGGACGAGAAAGUUCUCAGGAAAUACUGGUGAAGGAGGAGCACAUUAAGGAAGGUCUUCAGAGGUCCCAUAUUCUGUAUGAUAAAGCUGGUGAAGAGCAUUACAACUGUAUCUCAGCACUGCAUAAGUCCAUGAGAGGCUCCGAUGAGAAUGCAUCUCUGUACUGGCUGGGCCGCAUGCUGGAGGGCGGUGAGGACCCCCUGUACGUGGCUCGCAGACUGGUUCGCUUUGCCAGCGAGGACGUGGGUCUGGCAGAUCCCUCAGCUCUUCCUCAGGCUGUGUCAGCCUUCCAAGCCUGUCAUUUCAUUGGGAUGCCUGAGUGUGAGGUGAUCCUUGCUCAGUGUGCAGUCUAUUUGGCACGAGCACCCAAGUGCGUGGACAUCUAUAAAGCCUAUGCUAAUGUGAAGGCCUGCUUGAGGAACCACAAAGGCCCCCUGCCUCCUGUCCCCCUGCACCUUCGCAAUGCCCCCACCAAGCUGAUGAAACAACUGGGCUACUCUAAAGGCUACAAAUACAACCCAGCCUUCAGUGGCCCCGUAGAGCAAGAAUACCUACCCGAGGAGCUGCAGGGAAUCAACUUCUUCACCUGGACACCUUCAGACUCACGAUGACCUGUUGUAAUGACUGAUGUGGCUUGUUGUAAUGGGUUGUCAAAUGGUGGGUUGUUGGGAUGAACUGAUGAAGUUUAUCAGUCAACCAUCAUGCUAUGUUCAAAUUUAUCUUCAAUUUUACUUCAGUCAGUUGUUUUUGAAUAUUCAAGAAAUUAUACACAAACCAUAUACAGUUAAUUUACUUCUAGAUAUGUCCAUAAUAAAGUCCUUGGUCAUUUCACAUAAGUAAAAAUAUGCAGUACGCCUUUGUGUUUCCACAUCAGAUACUUAAAUGUUCAACGCUAAAGUAUGUCUUGGUUUGUCUUUGUCCUGUCCUUUCAGUGUUUUCAAACAUUGUUUAAACUCAUUAUAACAUUUGUUUCUUAUAAUCUGUAUAUAUUUUGAUGGAAUACAAGACAAAUCUA